AAUGGAGCCACUGCACUUCAAAUUGCGUGUGGAAAUGGGCAUUUCGACACGGCGGAGUUGUUGAUUGAGAGUGGCGCUUCACUUGAACUAGCAGCAGUUGAUGGCAACAAUCCACUGAUAGCCGCAGCCGUCUCCAACCACGCGUCUUUGGUGAAGUUGCUUAUUGACAACAACGCAUUCAUUGAUGCAGCCAACAAACAAGGCUGGACAGCAUUACUGGUUGCCACGAGCGCUAGGUUCACGGAUGUGGCGUCAAUUUUGCUGGACAAUGGGGCGAAUGUCGACAAACAACUACCAAAUGGAGCCACUGCCCUCCUGAUAGUAAGUGAAACCGGGUAUAUCGAUCUGGUCAAGUUGUUCCUGGAUCACGGGUCCUCAGUUGACUUGGGAGACGAAAGUGGAGAUACCCCUCUCAAACGCGCAGCCGAAAAUGGGCACGGUACUGUGGUGACGCAGCUGAUUGAAUACGGAGCAUCGGUUGAUGCAGCGAAUUACGAGGGUUGGACUGCAUUAAUGAGUGCAGCAGCUGAGGGCGAACUGGAGAUCAUAUCGUUGUUACUACAGAACGGAGCUCAUAUCGACAAGCAGCGACCAAACGGAGCUUCAGCGCUCUCGAUUGCGAGUGAGUAUGAGAAUCUCGAC
Messenger RNA from Phytophthora sojae, 642 nucleotides. RefSeq lists its product as hypothetical. The transcript has a single exon. The annotation marks the transcript as partial. The record is from RefSeq and is a predicted model, not a curated record. Lineage: Eukaryota; Oomycota; Peronosporomycetes; Peronosporales; Peronosporaceae. Gene Ontology annotation, molecular function: protein binding.